Colletotrichum fioriniae is the source of this 1122-nucleotide messenger RNA. RefSeq lists its product as uncharacterized. NCBI's taxonomy places the organism in Eukaryota, Fungi, Ascomycota, Sordariomycetes, Glomerellales, Glomerellaceae. The record is from RefSeq and is a predicted model, not a curated record.
AUGGGUUCUUUCGAAGAGCUUAUCGACACCGCUGUGCGGGAUCGUGAUAUCCCGGGCAUUAUGCUUCAUGCUCAAGACAAGUCAGAUGAUAAUAUCCUUACUCUUGCCUCCGUCACAAAGCUUUUCACUACGAUCGCUGCCUUGCAGCUCGUAGAACGUGGUAUCCUAACCCUUGACGGGGAUGUAUCAAAACACAUUCCGACACUAGCACAGAAACUCGUCUUGACUGGCUUCGCGGACUCCGGCAAGCCCAUCGAGGUACAGCGCAAGAAGCCCAUCACUCUGCGCCACCUUCUCACGCAUAGCGCCGGUAACAGCUACGACUUCCUCAGCGAUGCGACGCGAGAGUGGCAGUCCUUCCACGGCCUCAAACCAACCCGCGGGUCUACCGUCGAGGAGCGCUUCGGGUACCCGUUGAACUACGAGCCGGGAGAAGAUUGGGCCUACAGUUGCAGCUCGGAUUGGACGGGGAAGCUGAUUGAGAAUGUGUCUGGGAAGUCGCUUGAGCAGUAUAUGCGGGAAAACAUAUGGGACCCGGUUGGCGCAUCAAGUUUCACGUUCAACGUUGAGUCUGUCAGAUCCAAGCUUUGGGGGAUGAACACCCGGGACAGGGACACGGGGAAAAUUAUCCUCCAUCGCGGAAGGGAGUUGAAUCACGGAGUUACCGAAUGUCUUGGUGGACAAGGAUCCUAUGGCUCGGCUCCCGAUGUCAUGCGAGUCUUGCAUUCGCUGCUGGUUGACGAUGGAAAGCUACUGCGUCCAACAACGACUUCCGAGAUGUUCAAGCCCCAACUAUCAUCACAGGCUAAGAGGAGCCUGUUGAAGGCGAUGGAAGAGCCCGAGUGGGCAGUUGGUCACUUCCCUGUGACGGGCGAGUAUGAUUGGGGCCUUGGAGGUCUGCUUGUUGAUGGACACAGUCACCCAUACCGGCGCAACGCAACUCUGAUGUGGAGUGGUGCAUCAAACGUUUUCUGGUGGAUCGAUCGCCAAGCUGGGCUUUGUGGCUUCUUUGCGACGCAGAUGCUCCCUGCGGCAGAGGAAGGAAUCCGGCCGUACAUCAAGGCAUUUGAAGAUGAGAUGUACUCGAAGGUGAAGGGUAUGAAGACUCGCGCAGUGCUUUGA